UUAAGGAUUAUUUCCACAUUCCUCUCUCUGAAGACAAACAAGGCAGGUGGUAUCUGGAGCUGAUGUAUGCUGGAACUGCUCUAAAGGACAAUUGGAGUCUUGCUGAUGUUGGAAUAUCUUUCUGCUCAACUCUCAAAUGCUCUGUUAAGGAAGAAGACAAGUCUAUUCUCUAUGUGUUCAAUGGUGUGACCCAAGAGACAAUGCUGAUAAUGGAGGGCACUUCCCUUCUUGGUAAAAAAGUGUCUGAUCUGAGAACACUGGUAACUCUGAGAUGCGGCUUCCCUGUGAGUGUUUACUGUCUUCGGACCCCAAAGGGACUGGAGAUGUACGACUGCAACACCCUUAAGGACUACCAGACUGAUAUUGGUACUGCCCACCACAUUUGAUAGCAGCUACCCCUCAGCACUAGGGUUCUUUGACACCGGAUUUUGUAGCUUUUCAAGAGAAAGUGGAAAUCUGGAUUUUUAUAU
Messenger RNA from Propithecus coquereli (Coquerel's sifaka), 470 nucleotides. RefSeq names its product ankyrin repeat and ubiquitin domain containing 1 (gene ANKUB1). The transcript is spliced from 2 exons. The record is from RefSeq and is a predicted model, not a curated record. Lineage: Eukaryota; Metazoa; Chordata; Mammalia; Primates; Indriidae. Bases 63 to 386 code for a protein of 107 amino acids.